UCUACUGAGGGAGGAAGUGGAGAAUGGGAAAGAUUUUAUUAAAGAAAUGUGGUAUUUCAGAGAGAAGAAACUCAAACAAACACAAACAAAGGAGGAAUAAAACAAGCAAGGGAGCCGUUUCAAAGUAAUAUUCCACCUACUACUACUACUACCACUAGUAUACCUCACAAAAUAUCAUCCACCCGAAAUCAGCUUAUCUCUUAAAUUUGUAAUGAUUUGUAUGGUUAAGUGAAGAAAUGGCUGUAAUAAAUGUUUACAAAAAAAAUGAGGCAGUUGUCCACAAAUCAAAUGUUUGUUCUAAGGCAUCGUUAGUGCUAAUUAUCACCUUCGCCACAUCAGUUCUGGUUCCACUGGUUGCUGUCUUUCGAAGUCAUGGUCUGUGGAUCAAAGAGGCAGAAUAUCGUGAACAGCCAGAUAUCCGCUUUAAAUAUCAAGUUUUACUUAUUACAGAAACAUCGGUUGGUCCUCUUAUCUGGUCUAGCAAUUCAAUAUUUAAUGAUUUGUUGAAAAAAUAUUUACGAACUCCUUUAAUAAAGUCAAGUGAAAUUGAUGAAAACAAAGAUGGUUUGAAAGAUAAAUUGGAUUUCAACUUGGAACUACCUCUGUUGGCUGGUGAGCUUGUGUAUGGAGUAUCAAUGCUACUCAUCUUUGACUACAGAUUACAACACUUAUGUGAAGUGGCCCUUGAAGGUGCUGGACUACUACAGUACAGCAGUGGGUUACCUGUAACAUCCCUUUAUCAUUAUGCUGAUUUGACAUUGUCUCAACGUCAUCUGUUGCAUUAUGGGAGGAGCAAUUUUCAGUAUAAUGUUUCAAUUUUGCCAACAUUGAUGCAAGAAACCAAACAGUGGUCAAUGAAUAGCAUACUCAAUGAAUACUGGAAGAGAAACUUAACAACAAGAUUUACAAAUACGUAUACAAGCUGGCAGAAUGGAGGUACAGACAUUUUAAGUUUAACACUGGAAAUCAGGUACCCAGAACAGAAUAUCUUAUAUAAACCAGGAUUUUGGUAUGUUAUUAAAUGGGCUUGGAUACAGUACUUCUGCUUAUUAGCAGUUGUAUCAUAUAUUGUGAAUUUAAUCAAGGAUUGGAUUUUUCAGAAUUCCAUUGUAUCUACAUGGGUAGAUCAUUCCCGCAAACAAAAAUGAUGUAUGUUCUUAAUUGUGAAGAAUUUGGUAAUAUACUACAUAUGCUAGUCAAUUCAGGGUUAUGAUGUCUUAUAGAUAUACCAUGCCAAAUAGCAAAGUAGUGUUUUAUAUGGAAAAUAUUUCUUGUAGAAAUUGUUUUGCUACUUUAUUUUUAGUAUAUUUAAUCAUGAGUGCACAACAGAGUCACCCUAUGUAUGUUGCUUGACAAGCAGAAGUGCUUAAUAGAGUUAAUAUAUUUUAUUAAAAUGUUCAUUGUAUGUAAGAGUGUUAAGCAAUUUUUCUCAGGAAAAUGCCACUAUAUAACUUAAACUGUCAUAUGGGGGUAUCCCUGUCAAAACUUUUAAUAGUACCAUAUGAUAAUAAUAAAGUACAGUACAGUCCCCAAUUAUGCGAGAAUUUGGUCGAUACACGGCCUCACAGAAUUGGAAAUUUGCAGAUUUCAAAACACAUACUUUAUGGGAAUAAUUCCAUUAGGGCCAAGGCAAAUAGUAACUUACCUGUAACUUACCCAGUCAAACUUUUAUACUACCCAUUUUCAAUACUUUCUAUGUACUAUACUGUAAUUUUUUCUUAUAUGAAAUUGUUCUUAUGGAUAAACAAAAGGUUUUAAUAACUUGAAAAAAUUAAAAAUUACAGGAUGGUGAAAAUUCCCUCACUCAAACAAUGCCACCAUUGAGUGCAAGUGUACUGUACAAUAUACAGUCAUUUCCUUUAAAAAACCUUUUGGGUGGAAUUUCCUCUACUUAUCCUCCGUGAAGAGUUCUGCUGAAGGAAGGCUUUGUGAACCAUAUGAGGUUUCGGGGACUGGCUGAUUAUGCUUGUCUUCACUCCCAUUAGGCUUAACAAACUUGGUUACGAACGCCUGUCUCAGUUUCUUUGUCCGGCACGUUCACUUUGUAAUCGUUUUCAUAUAGAUUUUUUCUGCGAUGAAAAAGAACUGAUGAAAAUUCAAAAUUGUUCCGACACGGCAUACAAACCUUCGGUCCUUUUACAAUAGGAAGGUACUAGCGGCAGCUGGAUAGGUCGUAAGCUUUCGAACA
This is a messenger RNA of Macrobrachium nipponense, 2188 nucleotides long. Its product is annotated as transmembrane protein 231-like. NCBI's taxonomy places the organism in Eukaryota, Metazoa, Arthropoda, Malacostraca, Decapoda, Palaemonidae. The transcript has 5 exons. Gene Ontology annotation, biological process: regulation of protein localization; cilium assembly. The record is from RefSeq and is a predicted model, not a curated record. Gene Ontology annotation, cellular component: ciliary membrane; ciliary transition zone. The coding region runs from base 237 to 1148 and encodes 303 amino acids.